AUGCAGGAAUCAACUUCAAGUAGCCAGAUCCCACGUACCCCGUUAUACACGAAUGAACCAGUGCGACGGAAACCACGUUCCACGACGUCCAAAAUCCGUGAUAGUUGCCACUCCUGUGCUAUAUCCAAAGUUAGAUGUCCAAAAGAGAAGCCAACCUGCGCACGAUGCAUGAAACGCGGAGUUGUCUGUGAAUAUUUUGUUACGAAACGCCCAGGUCGAAAGCGAGAUAAUCAUGUUACCGAAGCUACUGAAACAUGUCAUCAGAUCAGCCCGCCAAAUUCAUUACUUCAAGAUGAAUCGGGAACAGGAUUAUUCUCAAGCGAGCCUUCCUCCAUGGCUAUCCUAAAUUCGAGCUCAACUGCGAGGGAAUUAAGUAACGUAUCCGGCACUGUCGAGUUCUCGUCUUAUAUCAAUGUCCUAGCUGAUUUUAUGCCACCCAUGGAACAAUCAUCUCCCCCUAGGAUUCCCAGGGUGAGCAAUAAUUUUGAUGGAAAUCUUACACCGCCUAUAGAUUUUCUAAAGUUCGGAUUACUGGACUCCAAUAUGACGAAUUUUGCUCCAGAAUCGUACGAUAUCGAAGGUCUUCUCACAUCGUCCAAUUUUGAAACUGGUCCAUCUUUUGAAAACCCGCUCAUUGGCUGUACGCUACCCUCUAAAUCUUUCUUUGCACUUCCAGUUGAUCAACAAGGAUUACUCUCAAAUCAUGACGAAAAUUCCAACACCGGGGUUUUGGACAUCAUGAGCAAAUUGUUUAUACCGGAGACCCCAUCUUCAGCAUCAAUGUCGACCAGUCCAAGUGAUGCUGCUACUAUAUCAAAUAACACCACAAGCCACAGCGCUGUCCAUUCCUCGGCUCAGGCCAUUGUCACUCAAAAUAAGUAUUUCAUUGAAUCUGUUGAUGGAAUUCUACAGUGUUCGCUGUGUGCGAAGACUGGUUAUCUUAUGGCUAUAUUAUCCACGAUUAUAUCCAAGAUCUUGGAGCGCUACACUAUAGCAGCACGACAGGACACGAGGCACUCGAUCUCUGAGGAGUACGGAAGCUCCGAACGUAACGGCAGAAAAAAUACUACAACCAAAGAGUACGCGGAACAUUUCGGUGCUUAUCCAGGCAUGCACUACAAUGAUGCCAGGCGAUCAAGGGCCCAGUUGGUUCUUAGCGAACUACACCGCGUGCAAGGUCUGAUGAACAGACUUUGCAAGAAUGCUCUUAAGGAGGAAGCUGCACAGAACAACACCGAUUUCGAGAGAAAUUCUCCGCGGCUUUCAUUUUCUGAUGGUCAGAGAAAUGGCUCGGAAAUUACAUUUUCAGCUGCAACGUUACGUGAAAUGAAGUCGGAUCUGCGUAAAAACCUCAGUUCACUUUCCUUUGGGAUUAUUAAAAUGUUACGAGAGAGUUGA
Messenger RNA from Talaromyces stipitatus ATCC 10500, 1398 nucleotides. Its product is annotated as C6 transcription factor (AflR), putative. The coding region runs from base 1 to 1398 and encodes 465 amino acids. The transcript has 2 exons. The record is from RefSeq and is a predicted model, not a curated record. Gene Ontology annotation, biological process: aflatoxin biosynthetic process; regulation of DNA-templated transcription. Gene Ontology annotation, molecular function: DNA binding; zinc ion binding; DNA-binding transcription factor activity, RNA polymerase II-specific. Gene Ontology annotation, cellular component: nucleus. NCBI's taxonomy places the organism in Eukaryota, Fungi, Ascomycota, Eurotiomycetes, Eurotiales, Trichocomaceae.